AUGUGUCAAACUGGACGCCGGUUUGACCAGGAUGCCGCCAGUCCCGCCGCGGGACUGGGAUUCGUGGGCAUCCUGCAGUGGCAGCCGCCGGGAAAGGCGCCCAGGCUGCAGAGCUACUCCUCCGGCGCCCGAACCUCCAGCCAGCCAUAUGCGAUGCACGCCUCCGGGAGCAGUUGCAGUUGCAACAGCGACCGUGGUUGCUGCCAGGAUUGCCAUUGCUCCAAGCAGGGAUAUGAGCAUUUGCCUGUUCCACGAUUGCGCCACCAACAACCGCCUCCCCCGCUCUACCAAAAUCUGCAGCAGCAGCAGCAGCAUCAACAAGUCAGCUGCAUUACCACCCUGCAGCAAACAACUACAACGCAGCAGGUGCAGCAGUUACCAACUGCAACAUCCUCUAUUUCGAACUAUUCGUAUGGCAACUGCCUGAUGCCAACAACUGCAACAUCCAGCACGUAUGUGAGCAAUAUUGCGCCGGAACAGCCGAUGAUAACAAUGCAUCAUUGCCAUUCCCAUUGCAAUGGACACGGCAGCAACAUGCAACAUUGCGGUAACAUCAGCACAGCGCCAGCGGCACCUGCAAUAUACAAUAAUUCCCCUGCUCAACCGAUGAUUUUCGUGCCUCUUAUGCUGCCCAUGCAACAGCAACAUCAACAUCAGCAGCAGCAACAUCAGCAGCAGAAACAUUUGCAGUUGCAACCUCCGCUGCCGCCGGCGGAGGAUUGCAAGCCUCUGUUGCAGGCCAAGAACGUUCCACCUCCGCCGCAACCACCGCCUCUGCUGAGCCACUUUCAGUCCCUGUUGCAGCCACCGCCGCUGCCACCUCCACCGCUGAUGCCUCAACCUGAAGUUGCGUGCCCCCUGCCCAGCAGAGCACCUGCCACGCCCCCACUGCCGGUGACCCACAACGUUCAGAGCCUUAAGUCCGCGGCUGCAUCGGCCGUCAACGUUUAUCAGCGGAAUGGCAAAUUGCCCAGGAGCCUUCCCGCUCUGCGUGCCAUGGAAAUGGCGCUGCGUACCAACUCCUUUGCCACGCCCCCACGCCCCUCAGCGAGGCCCGAAGGAAGCGCACUACUGGACAUGGAGGACAGCGACGAGGAAAUGGAGUACAUGCCGCCACUGCACACCCUAUCGCGGCGCAAAUUGAAAUUAAAUCUUGACACAAUCAGCAUGCCCAUGCCACCGGCAGCUCAGAUUCCCACAUACAAUUAA
Messenger RNA from Drosophila rhopaloa, 1209 nucleotides. Its product is annotated as bromodomain-containing protein 4-like. Bases 1 to 1209 code for a protein of 402 amino acids. Lineage: Eukaryota; Metazoa; Arthropoda; Insecta; Diptera; Drosophilidae. The record is from RefSeq and is a predicted model, not a curated record. The transcript has 4 exons.